CAUGCAAGACGACAGCAUAGAAGCGUCGACUUCCAUCUCUCAGCUUCUGAGAGAAAGCUAUCUCGCUGAAACCAGACAUCGCGGGGACAACGAGCGGAGUCGAGCAGAGCCCUCCUCCAACCCUUUCCAUUUCGGCGGUCCUGGGGCUGCAGAAGGGGGAGGCCCCGAGGACCUUCCGGAUCUUUCCGCCUUUCUGAGCCAAGAGGAGUUGGAUGAAAGCGUCAACCUGGCAAGGCUGGCCAUCAACCACGACCCUUUGGAGAGAGUGGAUGAAGCUCAAGCUAGGAAACGUCUGUCUUCCGACCAGACGAAGCAUUCGCCCAAACCAAGUUUCGAACCCACCUUCUGCCAGGACAGCCCGCGAGGCCCUAGCAGCUCUAAAGACAGCUCCACGGAGCCCAAGAGGCCACAGUACAGCUCUGAAGCCCAGUCCAAGAAGGUGUUCCUAAACAAGGCUGCCGACUUCAUCGAAGAGCUGUCCUCCCUCUUCAAGGCUCACAGCUCCAAGAGGAUCAGGCCUCGGGCCUGCAAAACCCACAAGGGCAAGCCGGAAUCUCAAAACCAAGCCCUGCAGGAGAACCGCCCCACUUUCUCAGAUCUGACGGAAAGGCGAGAAAGGGCGUCGGUCCCCAUCCCCAUCCCCGCAGACAGCAGGGACAACGAGCUGAACCACGCGAUUGAACAGCGGGAGGCCAAGAGGCGGGAAGCCGAGCUGGCUGCGGGCGACGCGGCCACCGGAGACAGCACCCCAGGGUCUUCGCCUUCCUCCCUGUACUACGAAGAGCCUCUGGGGCAGCCUCCCCGCUUCACGCAAAAGUUACGGAGCAGGGAAGUCCCGGAAGGAAGCCGAGUCCAGUUGGACUGCGUAGUGGUAGGAAUUCCACCGCCCCAAGUAAGGUGGUAUUGUGAAGGCAAAGAGCUUGAAAAUUCUCCAGAUAUCCACAUUGUACAGGCGGGAAACCUGCACUCGCUGACCAUUGCCGAAGCCUUUGAGGAGGACACAGGACGGUACUCAUGCUUUGCUUCCAACAUCUAUGGGACAGACUCAACUUCUGCUGAGAUUUACAUAGAAGGAGUCUCUUCCUCUGACUCAGAAGGCGACCCUAACAAAGAAGAGAUGAAUCGAAUCCAGAAGCCAAAUGAGGUGUCCUCACCUCCCACUACCUCUGCAGCCAUUCCUCCAGCAGCACAAGCCCAGCCUUCAGCGACCCAGCCCAGGGUGUCCACCAUCCAGCAGUGUCAGAGUCCUACCAACUACUUGCAAGGACUGGAUGGAAAGCCUAUCAUUGCCGCUCCAGUGUUUACAAAGAUGCUACAGAACUUGUCCGCCUCUGAGGGCCAGCUGGUUGUCUUUGAGUGCAGAGUGAAAGGCGCCCCAUCCCCGAAAGUCGAGUGGUACAGAGAAGGGACUCUAAUAGAAGACUCUCCAGACUUCCGGAUCUUACAGAAAAAACCUCGCUCCAUGGCAGAACCAGAGGAGAUCUGCACCCUGGUCAUCGCCGAGGUGUUUUCCGAAGACUCCGGGUGCUUCACGUGCACCGCGAGCAACAAGUACGGCACGGUGUCCAGCAUCGCACGGCUGGACGUGAGAGGAAACGAAGACAUCAGUGAUAACGGAGCUCUUCACUCAGCCAACUCCACCCCUAACCCAGCUGUGGCUGAACAACAACCCUCCCCGCCCAACCCACAGCCUCCUUCCGAGGAACAGCCCCCAAAACCCAAACUGGAAGGGGUCCUGGUGAACCAUAAUGAGCCCCGGUCCAGCUCCAGGAUUGGGCUACGGGUGCAUUUCAACCUACCUGAAGAUGACAAAGAGAGUGAGGCAUCUUCCUGCGGGAGUGGAGUGGCCGGUACCAGCCACACGAGGCCGAAUUCCUUCCCUGAGAGGUUCAAUGGACAGGAAGCCCGAAUCCCAGAGCCUUCCUCCCCUGUCAAAGAGCCGCCUCCAGUCCUGGCCAAACCCAAACUCGACUCCAGUCAGUUACAACAGCUUCAUAACCAAGUGUUGCUGGAGCAGCAGCAGAGCGCCUCCCCUUCGUCACCCACGGAGUCUCCUUUCAACACCAGCGCCUUGAACUCGGCUCCCCCGGCAGUGACCAUUUCCAGCAAGCAGGUGAAGGGUCCUGUACCGCAGGCGUUCAACUUGGCCCGGCCAAAGCAUUUCUUCCCUGCCUCGAGCGCCUCCGCGGCAGCCGCCUCCCCCUCCAGCUCCCCCGUGUUCACCCUGAGUAAUACUCCUCAAACCAUUCAGAGGACGGUGAGCAAAGAGAGCCUCCUGCUGUCUGCCCCCGCCACCCAAGGCAGAUCUCCCGGCAGGCUCUCCAUCCAGAGCGAGCCGGCUCCUCCAGGCCCAGCCGAGCCGGCGGCGCCGUCGCCAGCCUCAUAUCCCAGCCCCAGCGGAAACCAGUUUCAGCCUCACUGCGUGUCCCCAACUCCUGUCUCUCCUACCGGUCGGAUUCAGAACCCAGUGGCUUUCCUCAGCUCUGUCCUGCCUUCUCUCCCAUCCAUUCCGCCCACCAAUGCCAUGGGGCUGCCUAAAAGUGCACCAUCCGUGCCGCCCCAGGGUCUGAUGAAGAAAACCGCAAAGGCUCAAGCUGUGAGUGACGAUUACAUCCGGGAGACUAAGAAUUCGGUGAUCCUAGACUUGGGGAAGAAAGUGAAUUUCGGUGACAUCAGAUCACACCAGCAGGAAUAUAAAAUUUCGAGCUUUGAGCAGAGGCUGAUGAACGAGAUAGAGUUCCGCCUGGAGCGCACUCCUGUUGACGAAUCGGAUGAUGAGAUACAGCACGACGAAAUCCCCACGGGCAAGUGCAUCGCACCCAUCUUUGACAAAAGACUCAAGCACUUCCGGGUGACCGAAGGCUCCCCAGUCACCUUCACCUGCAAAAUUGUCGGGAUUCCUGUUCCAAAGGUUUACUGGUUCAAAGACGGGAAGCAGAUUUCUAAGAGAAACGAGCACUGCAGAAUGAGGCGAGAGGGCGACGGGACCUGCUCUCUGCACAUCGAGUCCACCGCCAGUGACGACGACGGCAACUACACCAUCAUGGCGGCCAACCCCCAGGGGAGGAUCAGCUGUUCUGGCCACUUGAUGGUACAGAGUUUGCCCCUUCGAAAUCGACUCAGCCCGGCCGGCCAGUCUCACAGGGGAAGGUCCAGAAUGCAGGAAAGAGACAAAGAGCCUCUACAGGAACGCUUUUUCCGACCACAUUUCCUGCAGGCCCCAGGGGAUAUGGUGGCUCAUGAGGGCCGCCUCUGUCGGCUGGACUGUAAGGUGAGCGGCCUGCCGCCGCCAGAGCUGACGUGGCUGCUCAACGGGCAGCCAGUGCUACCAGACGCCUCCCACAAGAUGCUGGUCAGGGAGACGGGAGUCCACUCUCUGCUCAUCGACCCGCUCACGCAACGCGAUGCAGGGACCUACACGUGCGUGGCGACCAACAAAACUGGGCAGAAUUCCUUUAGCCUGGAGCUCACUGUAGUAGCCAAAGAGGUGAAGAAGGCACCAGUGAUCCUGGAGAAGCUCCAAAACAGUGGCGUCCCCGAGGGCCACCCGGUGAGACUGGAGUGCCGAGUCAUAGGCAUGCCCCCGCCUGUGUUCUACUGGAAGAAAGACAACGAGACCAUCCCUUUCACUAGAGAGAGGAUCAGCAUGCACCAGGACACGACGGGCUACGUCUGCCUCCUCAUCCAGCCAGCCAAGAAAUCUGACGCCGGGUGGUAUACACUGUCAGCCAAGAACGAAGCUGGCAUCGUGUCCUGCACGGCUAGGUUGGAUAUAUAUGCUCAGUGGCACCAGCAGAUCCCACCUCCCAUGUCCAUCCGGCCCAGUGGCAGCCGCUACGGAUCUCUCACCAGCAAAGGACUGGACAUCUUCUCUGCCUUCUCCUCCAUGGAGAGCACGAUGGUGUACUCCUGCGCUUCCCGGAGUGUGGUGGAGAGCGACGAACUCUAACGCUGUCUGGGAGCCUGCUGUGUAAGGGGGUGGGCUGCGGAGGGCGAGGAAGACCGAGUGUAUGAGGUGGUUUCCGAACAGCUGGAUCUGAGUGAGUGCCCGUGCUGCUGGACCCGUGGCGAGAGGUGUUUUAAGUUAAGUUGGCUGGGGCUCUUUCUGAGCCUUGGCUGAGGGAGAGAGAUAGGGCUGUGCGUCUUAAAGAUGUGCAUAGACGAUACACACAAACCGAAGAUACCAUGCCACUGUCACCACGGCUGGGGCAAAAGGCAGGGGCAAGCAUGCUCUCCCACCCGUGCAUUAGGGACGUUAGGCCCAACUAGAAGCAAUUAGGAGCCAUAGUCAGGCCUGAGAGAAACUAGCAACCUUUCAUGGGCUGCAGCCACAUCAGUCGUCCUGGUGAACUCGUUACACGAGCUCCCAUUUAACAGUAGAGGAUCUUGCCAAACACCCUUCCCUCAAAGUGACAAAACACUUAGGCUGCAUAUCCUGCCUACGGAAUCACAUAAGAAGAAGCCAAAGUGUCUGAGAUGUAAAAAGAAAACAAACAAAACAAAACAAAAGCCCAUUAGGACACUCAAGACCUCACAGUGCACCUGUUACCUGGUCAAGACAAGGUUCCCAGCAGCCUGUCAGAAAGUCACAUCUGUCCCUAGUGCCUAGAUGGGGACUGAGCACAAUUGAGACCUUCAAAGCACGUCCACUCUGGACCAGCUCUAACACUGACCUCAGGUCUAACACUGACCUCGGGUUCCCGCCAUUCUGCGGCCGCUCCACACACGACCCUGGGAAUGGGUCUCAUAGCAGUUUGCCUCAGGCAAGCCAGGGGUAUUAAACUGGAGGCGUCUGCUGUUAAUCCCCUCCACUCUCGGAUGGUCUCUGUGCCAGGUCCCCUCAGCUGGCACCCUACCCCAGUGAUUUUAGCUGAAGAUAGAACUUGCUUAGAAAGGCUUGAAACUUCCUUUGCUUCAAGGCAAGGAUUUCCAGUAUAAAAAUAAAUUCAU
Molecule: messenger RNA, 4950 nt
Organism: Meriones unguiculatus (Mongolian gerbil)
Lineage: Eukaryota; Metazoa; Chordata; Mammalia; Rodentia; Muridae
Gene: Mypn
Product: myopalladin
Exons: 19
Coding region: 2-3949 (1315 amino acids)
Source: RefSeq, a predicted model, not a curated record